This is a messenger RNA of Astrephomene gubernaculifera, 7597 nucleotides long. The record is from the annotation of a GenBank genome assembly. Lineage: Eukaryota; Viridiplantae; Chlorophyta; Chlorophyceae; Chlamydomonadales; Astrephomenaceae.
CGCUCAUCACCGAUUUAUGUAGUGGCCUGAACUGUUCUGUCGACACUAUACCUUGUUCAACGUUUUCUAGCUGAGAAACGGCUGCUCAGUUACUCUUAAAUCGUGGUUCUGGUUCCAACAUCAAUUCAGCAGCAAAGAUGUGCACUGACAUAUAUGCUUUAUAACGUUAAAACUAUUGAGCUGGCUCGUCAACGGCUUGGGGCAGCUUGCUGCGGCUGUCGAGCGGUCUUGUACCGAGGUGGCUGCCUCGAACUCGCCCGGCCGACUUGCCCAGCAUGAGCCUUGCGGGAUCAGCGUUGCUCUCCGGUGGUCUUCGUAGCGCGUCACAGCUUAGCACGCCGCUUGCUUCCGGGGACGCCGGCACCCCGCCCAUGCGUCGCGGACUCUCACGCCUUGGCUCAGGCCUCACUGACAACGGGUCACAGCUUUUCAUGCUCCAGCGAUGGGUGGGGUCUGGAAUGAUGACUGGGCCGCUCUGGGGCCUUGGCAGGCACCGGCUGUCUGACGCGGCGGCCCUGCGAGCGUACGGCAGCAGCACCAGGCCUCAGCCUGGGGGUCGAGAGCAAGCGCCGGUGCCGCACGUGCCGCUGGACAAGGAGCAUGUGAACGCACAGCGAAUGCAGAGGGAGGCAGCGCGCCUGAGCAAGCAGUACGACAACCCCGACCCUAGGGAACUAAUGCGCCUGUCGUACCAAGCAACAAAGGCCAGCGGGGGCCAACAGCCCCACACGGCUCCCAUGCUCCUUCAGGAGCGCUCGGGGCCAGCACGGCUGCCACCGCCACCGCAGCAGCAGCAGCACCAGACUGUACAGCAACAGCAACAGUCGCCACCGCUGCAGCAGCAUAAUCAGCUGCAGCAGCAGCAACAGCAGCAGCCACAUGUAGGGUGGCAAUCCACGGUUGCGUCACCGCAACCGGCAGUAGAGGUUGUAGAAGCUGAGGAAGCUGCAUGGGAAACCGCAGCGGCUACAGCACCAGCAGCAGCAGCAGCAGCGGUGUUUCAACAGGCACCAUCACUGCAUGCCGACCUGGGUCCCGCCGCCCCCCCGCAGCAUCCCGCUGCCCAGCUGCAGCAGCAGCACCACCAACAGCCCUGGCGACACCCGCAGCACCCGCAACUGCACCAGCAACACCAGCCGCAACUGCAACACCAGCAGCAGCAGUAUCUUCAAGAGCAGCAGCCGCAGUACCCACCGGAAAUGCAACAGCAGCUGCAGCCGCAGCCGCAGCAGUAUCUUCAAGAGCAGCAGCAGUCGCAUUAUCCACAGGAACUGCAGCAGCAGCAGUAUCUUCAAGAGCAGCAGCAGUCGCAUUACCCUCAGGAAAUGCAGCAGCAGCUGCAGCCGCAUGGGGUGCUCCAAGACCAAUGGGCCCCGCAACACUAUUACGGCGGGCAAGGGCAACCACAGUAUUAUGGGGACACGCAGCCUGAGCAGCAGCAGCAGUACUACUCACAGCAGCACUUGCCAUCGGAGCUGGGCUCUUCACCCUGGGCCCUUGAAAGCCCGGAGCACCCGCAGCAGCAGCAGCAGCACCCGCAGCCUCAGCUGUUCCAUCCCGCUCUGCAUCCCGAGCAACACAACUACCCGCAGGAGGGGCAGCCGCAGCAGCAGUACCUGCAGGACCAGCAGCAGCAACACCAACAGCACCCGCAGCAGCAACACGAGUUGUAUGCUCUGGCCGCAACUUGGCCCCAGCACUCGCACGCCGCAGCAGACGGCCAAACCACGGCAGCCUGGAUACACCCGCAGCAGCAGCAGUUGCAGCAGCAGCAGUUGCAAGGUGACCACCUCCUAACAGCCCAGCAACACCACCCCUCCUACUACCAUCAACAGCAGCCGCAGCUGCUGUAUCAGCACCAGCAAAUACGAGGCCUGCACAGCCAGCAACAACCUCCAACCGCCACCACCAAUACCAGCCACCUGGAAGCCCAAGACAGCGGGCUGGACGACCUGUCAUGGGCGGAGCCCCCCUCGCCGCUGCCACUCCCGCCACUGCCGCCUCCUCCACAGCUUCAGGUCCCCGAGGAGGGGGGAUUGCAUCAUCAUCAUCAGCAGCAGCAGUCAUGGCAAGCGCACAUGCAGCAGCAGCAGUCGGAAGCAGCACCAGCAGCCGCACCAGCAGCAACAGCAACAGCGCUGUCUGAGGCUAUACUAGACACCUUGCGUCGCAGUAGCAGUCCGGGGGGGCCGCGGUCCUCCGGUGCAGGGGAGCCGCCCGAGCACCAGGGGGGCUCCAUGUGGGCUGGGGCCGAGCAGGGGGCACCCGCUGGCGGCAGCAGCGAUGCGGGCGGAGAGGGAGGCGGGGCAGGACAAGGGGAGGCGGGGGCGUUGCUGCCUAUGUUGGGUGGACGUCGCAGGAAUGCGAGGAGCUUGGUGAAUGAGGUUGAGGCGGUGCGCAGCCGCGUGCAGCAGCAGGUGGCGGCGGCUGCAGCAGUGGAGGCCACAGCUGCUGGCGCAGGCGGCGGAGAAGCUAUUCUAGCAGCGCCACCGCUACUGCCACGGCGACUCCGGCAACCGUACCAAGACGGAACGGGCGAGGUAGGGGCGCAGCCGGCGCCGGUGGCGUCAGCCACAUGGGUAUCCCCAGCGGAGGGUGCGGCUCAGGAGGGGCUGGGUGGCGGCAUGUACGGCAGCGGCAUCAGCGGCAGCGGCGAGGGAGUGUACGGCGCUGACGGAGGCGUGGCCGUACAACAGCCCCUAGCGGAGGCGGAGAGAUGGGCCGCAGGGCCGCCGCUGACGUCAGCAUUGACGCCGCCGCCGCCGCUGCCACCGCCGCCAGCCGGCUCCUGGGGUCCGGAGGCGGAGGCAGCGACGGCGCGGCCGCCGCCACCUGUCACAGAGGCGCCGCUAGCGGCAGGGGCGGCGGUGGCGGAGGCGGUGCCAGAGGGCGUUGCCGUACUGUCGGACCCCUCGUCCACGAGCGGUACGACGGCUUCCGUACUUCCUGAGGCCGCAGAGGCCGCCGCGGCGGAGGCUCCCAAGAAGAAAACCACGAAGAAGCGGAUUCUGGGAAAGACGAAGAAGAGCGCUGCAGCGGCGGCGCCGGAUGAAAGCGGCUCCGCUGGCGCAGAAGGGGAAUCUGCCGCCGCCGCCGCCGUCGCCAGCCCUGCCAAGCGCACACGUAAGAAGUCCGCCGCCGCCGCCGCAUCGCCGUCGGCCGAAGCUGGCGACGCCGCCGCCGCCACCGCCGCCGCCGCCGUUACUGCUGCUCCGAUAGGCCGACCUCCCGCGGCUGCCGCCGCCGCCGUUGCGCCGUAUUUGGCGGAGGGGCUGCUGGCGCCGGCGGAACCGCUGACGAUUGAUGGGGGAUACUACCAGGUUGUGGAGGGCUACGCCACCCGGCAGCCGCUGAUGACUCAGGCGGCUCCCGACAUCCUGGUGGUGGACACACCCGAGGUGGCCCGGGCGGUGGUGGACCGGCUGCUGUCGGUGGCCGCCAGCCCCUACCCCGCCGCCCUCGACCGCAGCAACCCCGCGGUGCAGUACCGCUACUUUGGAUGCGACACGGAGGUUGCCUUUAUCGACGUCACCUCCGAAACCCCGGUGGGCCAUGGUGCCGUACUGUGCUUCAGUAUCUACGCAGGAGACGACCUGGACUUUGCGGAUUGCGCACUGGCAGCCGCCUCCGCCGCCUCCGCCGCGCCUGGAGUGACCCAUGGGUCAUCACCCGCCGUUCGCAAGGACCGCAUCUGGGUUGACAUCUGGGGCGAGGUGGAGCUGGGGGAGGACGGGAGGCCCAUCUGGGAUGGCAGAUACGUACGGCUGAAGUCGCAUCACCCCAUCCUCGAGGAGUUCCGAAGGUUCUUCGAAAACGAUGAAGUCAAAAAGGUGUGGCACAACUACGGAUUUGACCGGCACGUGAUGGAGAACAUGGGGGUCUGCUGCCGCGGUUUCGGAGGUGACACGUUGCACAUGGCCCGACUGGCGGAUGCGUCGCGAUCCGGGCGCCGUACGUACGGACUGGACAACCUGACUGCGGAUAAAGAUAUCAUGAAGUACUUCACGCCCUACAAGCGCGACGCCCCGCCACGUCAGCGCAUGGGCGACCGCCGCCACCUGGCUCGCUCCUCCUCCUCCUCCUCCGGACCCCCCACCCUCCUCAACCCCUUUGCCAACACCAACACCACCUCCUCCUCUCCCGCAUUCGGAGGCCCCUUCCACCCCACCGCAUCCCCCACCUCCUCCUUCUCUUCCCCAACCGAUAGCAGCAGCAGCAGCAGCCCGGGGGCACAGCGCAGUGCUGCGCUAGCAGAGCUGGUUCGUGCCAAGAUGAGCAUGAAGGAGCGGUUCGGCAUGUACCGGCUGCGCGGGGGAGGUGCGGUGGGCAAGGUGCCGGAGCUGCCACCCAUUCAUGAGCUGCAUGGGCGGCCGCUGUUCCGACCCACCUGGAUUGAUUACUCGGCGUUGGAUGCCAAGGCCACCUGGCAGCUGCGCGAGGCGCUGGAGGGGCGGCUACGUCGAGAGCGGUGGGAGAUGGAGCGGGCACUGGCGGUACGGCUGGGGUACGGCGGGGAGGCGGCGCACGAGUACCUCAACCUGUGGCACUUCUACUGCGCAUACUGGAUUGACUUCGGCGAGCUGCUCACUGAGAUGGAGCGGCGGGGUAUGAUGGUGGACCGCUCCCACCUGGCGGCGGCGCAGCAGGCGGCGGAGCGGGACCGGCAGGCGGCGGUGCGCGAGUUCCUGGACUGGGCGGACAGCAAGGUGCCGGGAGCCAGGUUCAUGAACGCCGGCAGCGGUGCGCAGAUCCGCAUGCUGCUCUUCCCCGACUUCCCGGGCUACACCACCAAGGCGGCGGCAAGUGAAGCGGCCAAGGCCAAGGCGGCCAAGAACAGGGCAGCAGCAGCGGGGGCGGGAGGGGGGGCAGCAGCAGCGGCGGGGGCAGCGGAGGCGGAUGGCGGGGAGGCUGCAGCGGCAGGAGGGUCGAGGGUCAUCCGGGUUGAGAACCCCAAGUACAAGGAGAUGCUGGAGCGAGGGGAAAAGCCCAGCUGCGGCAAGUACAUGGAUGUGGAGCUGCACGGCAUCUGGGGCCGGGGGGUGCCGGGGCGGCUGCAGCCCGAGAUCAUCACAGCCACCGGGGCGGCUGCGGUCAGCAUCAAGGUGCUCAGGGGCCUAGCCGGCAAGCCCGGCGCCGCCCGAAAGGAGCUCACUCGGCUGUACGAGGCGCGUGCGGCGCAGCAGCAGGCGGACGAGGAGGCGGCGCGGGCGGCGGCGGAGGCGGCUGCGGCGGCUGCCCGCACCGCGGUGCCGCUGGUGGGGGACUUGCUGGAGGAGAGCCUGUCGGAGAUGCGGGGAGGUGACGGAGAGGGCAACGGAGUGGGGGGAGGUGGCGAGGGGGAGGCGGAGGCGGAGAUGCCCUUGGAGCCAGAAGUCCUGGACCCCACUACAGACGGCUCAUCCGCAUCGUCCCCCGCCUCCUCCUCCUCUGCCGUACAAGCCCCCCCCGGCAGCCCCUCCUCCUCUCCCCCUGGGUUGCCCCCCCAGCCUGCUGCCGACCCCGCCCAGCUCGAGGCCCUGGAGAAGGAGGCCAAGGACAAGGGAUUGGGGCGGCUGUUUGUGGCGUGCGGGGGCGGGGAGGAGGGGCUGAGGGCGUGUGUGGCGAUUGAGGCGCUGUGCGAGGUGAAUGCGAUCGACAAGCUGCUGAGCGCCUUCAUCAUUCCGCUGCAGGGUGACAACACAUCCACCACCACCCUCCUGCCCCUCCCGCCCCCCACCACCACCACCGCCGACCCUGCUGCGGCACCCUCCGAUGCCCCGACUGAGGCCGCGGCAGGAGGAGACCCAACCAGCUCCUCCCCCACCUCCCCCACCCCCACCUCCACCUCCCCCUACCGUGCCGUACACCGAGUGCAUUGUUCCCUCAACAUCAACACGGAGACGGGGCGACUGUCAGCUCGCAGGCCCAACCUGCAGAACCAGCCCGCCCUGGAGAAGGACCGUUACCGGGUGCGUAAGGCCUUCACCGCCGACACCGCCGCCGACCACACGCUGGUGGUGGCGGACUACGGCCAGCUGGAGCUGCGCAUCCUGGCGCAUAUGACCGACUGCAAGUCCAUGCAGGAAGCGUUCAUCCUGGGAGGAGACUUCCACAGUCGUACGGCGUACGGCAUGUACGACUACAUUCAGAAGGACGUACAAGAUGGCGGCUGCUACCUGGAGUGGGAGGGCAGCGGAGAGCCCGACAAGCCGCUGGUGAAGGACAAGUACGCCUCGGAGCGCAGGAAGGCAAAGGUCCUCAACUUCUCCAUUGCGUACGGCAAGACCGCCCACGGCCUUGCAGCGGACUUCAAGACCACCAAGGAGGAGGCGCAGGCCACCGUAGACAGGUGGUACGCUGACCGUCCGGAGGUGCGGCGGUGGCAGAAACACACGCAGGAGCUCGCCAAGCAGGAGGGCAAGGUGCGCACGCUGCUGGGCCGCACCCGGCCGCUUCCCAACAUCGACUCCCACGACUUCAAGCUGCUGGGCCACAGCAUGAGGGCGGCCAUCAACACACCCAUCCAGGGCUCCGCUGCUGACGUGGCGGCUGCAGCCAUGGUCGCCAUCCACAAGUCGGAGGAGCUGCGGGCCACGGGGUUCAAGCUGCUCAUGCAGAUCCACGAUGAGGUCAUCCUGGAGGGGCCCAAGGCCACCUCCGACACCGCCCGCCGCCUCGUCAUGCAGCUCAUGGCCAACCCCUGGGCGGAGCUGGCAAAGCACUGGAACGCGCCGGGGGGUGCGGACCCGAGCAGCAGCGCUGGCAGGGGCAUGCAGCAGGGCCCCGACUGGCACCGCAUGCCGCCCAAGCGACCCGGGGGUCACUUGGCGGGCGUGUGGCGGCAGGCGCCGGAUGAGAAGGGGGCGGGCGGGGGUGGUGAGGGGGGUGGGGAGGGGGGACACGGGUUUGCCAUGCCGCUGCUUGUGGAGCUGGCUACCGAUUGCAACGUGGCGGAUACCUGGUAUGAGGCCAAGUGAGGAAGGUUAAAGAGGAAAGAAAACAACUAACGGACUGAGUGAUAAGGUGUCAACAUGGUUUGCAACAUGUGAGCCAGCCCGACCCGCCCAGCCCGCAUUAAGCCAAGAGGAGAGAGGAGGAGAGGUGAGGGAGAGAGGUGUAGUGAAGGAGGGGCAAGUGGGAGGUGGGGAGUACUGGGGAGGUCUGUUGUUGGUUGUCUGGUGGUUCGCUGUUGAGGCAGGAGGGGGGCUAAGCAGUUAUCUGUGUGGGGUCGGGCUUCGGUUGGUUGGCAGCGGACGGGGUUAUGCUGCUAGUAGGGAAGUGGCGGAAGACGGGUUGGUGGCAAAGGUUGCUGGCACGGUACCUGUGGAAGGGAAGCCAGACGCCCAAAUUGCUGUAGCGGAUGAGGGGAAGGGUGCUGGUAGUUGCGGAAGGGGGCGUUUAGCGUACGACAGGACAUGGAUGUAGCUGCUCCUGUUCCCAGCCGCCACUGCGGUUGUAUUCGCGUACGGUAAAAUUGUUUUGCGUAACCAUGCAAGAGUGAAGCAUCAUCUGAUACGGUCAUCUUGGGCCCAGGCUGGACAAGUAUAUGAAGCGGAGGAUGGUGCGUCUUCAAAGCUGAGCGCACUGGAUUUGAGAGGUGUUAAAAGUGCGUGUGGCA